GCGGCCAGGAGCAACCGCCACGGGGCUGCAGCCAGCGGGCUCUGCGCAGAGCGCGAAGACCAGACACCGCGGAGGGCACCCGGUGGCGGUACCUCUGCGCUCCCGCAAGUCCGGCCAGACUCUGCCUGCCGUCUGCGCCCAGUCCCCGCGCGCCGCAGGCUCCCGAUGGCCCCCGACGCCAGGGCGCCCCCACGCGCUCCGCGCCCGCUGCCCUGCGUGGCGCUGCUGCUCCUGGCCUUGCUGCUCCCCCGCGCCGCCGCGGCGGGGGACCCAGUUGACCACCCACUGAAGCCAAGGCACGUGAAACUGCUGUCCACUAAAAUGGGCCUGAAGGUCACAUGGGACCCUCCCAAAGAUGCUACCAGUAGACCUGUGGAGCAUUACAACAUUGCCUAUGGGAAGUCACUGAAAAGUCUUAAGUACAUCAAAGUGAAUGCGGAGACAUACUCUUUCCUUAUUGAGGAUGUGGAGCCGGGGGUAGUGUACUUUGUGCUGGUUACUGCAGAAAACCACAAUGGAAUGAGCCGUCCAGUUUACAGAGCUGAAAGCCCACCUGGAGGUGAAUGGAUCAAGAUUGAUGGUUUUCCCAUUAAGGGUGCAGAACUAUUUAAUGAGACUGCCACAGAAAAGGAAGUGCCCAACAAGCCUUUGCGUGUACGUGUCCGGUCCUCAGACGACAGGCUGUCCGUGGCGUGGAAGGCACCACGCCUGUCAGGAGCCAAGAGUCCACGCAGAUCUCGGGGUUUUCUUCUGGGCUAUGGAGAGAGUGGUCGGAAGAUGAAUUAUGUCCCAUUGACAAGAGAUCAGCGGACACAUGAAAUUAAGAAGCUGGCCUCGGAGUCAGUGUACGUGGUCUCUCUGCAGUCCAUGAACUCCCAGGGGCAGAGCCAGCCAGUCUACAGGGCUGCCCUUACGAAACGCAAGAUUUCAGAAGAGGACGAGCUGGAUGUACCUAAAGACAUCAGUGUCCGCGUUAUGUCCUCCCAAUCUGUGCUUGUGGCCUGGGUGGAUCCUGUUUUGGAAAAACAGAAGAAAGUCGUUGCAUCAAGACAGUACACUGUGCGCUACCGAGAGAAAGGGGAAUCGGCCAGGUGGGAUUACAAGCAGAUUGGUAACAGACGUGUGAUGAUCGAGAACCUGAUGCCAGAUACUGUGUAUGAAUUUGCAGUCCGCAUUUCACAAGGUGAAAGGGAUGGCAAGUGGAGUACAUCAGUCUUCCAAAGAACCCCAGAGUCUGCUCCUACCACAGCUCCUGAAAACUUAAAUGUCUGGCCAGUCAACGGCAAACCGAACGUUGUCACUGUAUCUUGGGAUCCAUUGCCAGAGACCGAGGGGAAAGUGAAAGAAUACAUUCUUUCAUAUGCCCCGGCUCUCAAACCCUUCGGAGCAAAGUCCCUCACCUAUUCUGGACACACUACUUCUGCGCUGGUGGAUGGCCUGCAGCCUGGGGAACGCUAUCUGUUCAAAAUACGGGCCGCCAACAGGAGAGGCCCGGGGCCACACUCCAAAGCCUUCGUUAUCGCUAUGCCAACAGCCAGUACCAGCAAGCCUACAGUUCAGCAGAACACAGAGAAUCAUUGGAAAUCUGAGAAGCCAGAGCCUUCCUCCCCUUCACCCAAAACUCCAGCUUUCUCAGAACACACUCAGUUGCCUGGAUCUCUCCCUGCCAGAAAAGUCAAGGACCCUCUACUUGACUUGAAGAACAAAAUACUGGCCAAUGGUGGGAUGCCCAGGAAACCCCAGCUUCAUCCCAAGAAGGCUGAAGAGUUGGAUGCUCGGUCCACAGAAGUCACUGAUGAGGAGGCACAGGAUUCUUUGGAGGACCCUCACACAUCAAUCUCUGACAUUCAAGAGGAGAGACGAACCUUGAGGCAACCAAGCAGAACUGGCCACAGGGUACCAGUCCCUGGCAGGACUCCACUGAGGUCCCGAAUGCCAGUGUCACCCCCCAAAGAAGGCAUGGAUAGGCAUGUGCUCCCACCUGUUGCCCACCCUAGUCCAGGGGCAACCGCCUCUGAGGAGGCCUCCCGGGACCUCUCUCCCUACCAUAAUGGGGGGCCCUCUGCCAGCUCCAUUGACAAUGACUCUGUGGACAGAGAUGAGGAGGAGCGAGCUGCAGGAUUCCCCCACUCCAAGUCUGCUGCUUUCCAGCAGCUGUCUCCUAAAACCUCAGCCCAGUUCCAGCCGUCCCUGUCCCAUAGCAAUGAGGCAGCUUCCAGUGACACAAGGCCCAUGCACCAUGGCACAAAUCCAGCCUUGCCUGCAGGCAGGACACCCCAUUCUGGAGUUAUGGAGGAAGAUUCCAGUGUUCCUGCUCCACCCUUGAGACUUUCUCCAUCCCUGAGGGGGUCUUCUCGGCUGCUGCCCAUUCAGCCACACCCUGGCCCUCCUCUCUCCAGGGGCUGGAAGGAUGGUCGCUCCCCAGCUGUCAACUCACAUUCGCCUUCACGGUCUACCCUCUCUGCCCCAGUCUCUUCCCAUCUCUCUUCCAGGACGGAGGUCUCUGAGGGAGGAGAUACUGCUGAUGGUGGAAGCCACAGUGACAGGAAUGCAGGAGACACUAGGUGGAAGGCUGAGGCCACCGUCCCCUCCCCAAGGGCUCGACCUGCCUCUGGACACUUCAGUUUGCUCAGAAACAGGCCCUUUGCUGCCAAUGGCAGGUUUCCAAACAGGUUCUUCAAUGGCCAGGGAUCACGGGUGCAGCCAUCCAGCUCCCCCCAGUCCACUUUGGCCUCCCGAGUCCUCUCUCGGGGCAAUUCUCAAUCCACUUCCCAUCCUAGGCUUGGCUCAGAUAUCCAUGGACAUGUGGAGGCUGAGAAGCCUCUACCUGCUACUGUGGUCAAUGACCACAGGACUGCCUCACCCAGACAGCACCCCUCUGGAGGCUGGGACUCCUCAAGGAGAGGCUCCCAAAGAGGGGCCAGCCUGUACAGGAAAGAGCCUGUCCCAGAGAACCCCAAAUCUGCUGGAACAGAUGUACAUCCUUUGGACAAAUCCCCCUCUCUGACCUCCAGGACACAAGAUGUUCAACAGAGCACAGAUUUGGAGGUGGAGGAGCAUUUUCCCAAAACUCAGCUCGUGUCUGCAGGACGCCAACUAUCCCCUGCCCGUCCUUCAGCAGCAAAGACUCAGCCCUACCCCGGAGCCAGCAUACCUAGAAGGAUGGCACCUGGCCGAGUCCCUCACAAUCAACCCUCUGUCUCCUCGUCCCAACACCGGCAUCCCAGCAGCUCCCAGAGCAAGGACCCUGAUCGGUCCCUUUCCCAGCCUAAACUUGCGCUGGCUCCAGCAGGGCGUUCUCGCCCCACCCUGCAGGGCAGCGCCCACUCCUCAGACUCGUUGGCUGGGCGCUCUGGAGCAGGGCUCCGCCCAGCUCCCCGGGGCCAGGACAAGGAUUCCCAGAGCAGUUAUGAGGACAACAGCACAGAAGUCGAGGCCCUCGAUGUCGGCGACCCCACACACACUGUCGGCUCUAAGGAUGCCACCCCAUCCCUAACUAAAUACCAUCAGGUGGCUUCUCCGGUAGGCACUGGUGAGGAGAGACCCCAGCGUGGCCAUGCAGGGACGUCCUCGAGGCCCAACAGGCCCGGGACCCCUGAUCUCCGUCCCAGGGUCCCAGGCAGGACUGAGGGUCAAGUCACACCAGGAAAGAAAUCUCCUUCCAAGCGGCCGCUGCCCUCCAAAUCUCUACAGUCAGUUUCUACGGAGGAGGAGGAAGAGGAGGAGGCAGAGGAACAGGAAGACGUAGGAUUUUUAAAAGGAGGACAGGAGGACCCUCUGUCUUCCUCUGUUCCAAAGCGGCCUUCUUCCUCCAUCCCCAGGGGCAGCAAAUACUCAGAUGGGCGGCUCACCAAGGACAGGCCAGCCAUUGUCCUGGCUCCCAGAGGAGAGAGCUCCGCGCAGGAAGAGCGCGCCACCCUGGGGAAGCGACCUCCCCAUGCACAGCCAGGCAGCUCCCCAAGAGCCUCCCAGCUUCCCACCGGACACCCUCCUCGCAGCCCUGCCACUCAAAGUCCCAUCGUGAGCACCUCCUCCUGGCCGCAGUAUACCACCCGCGCCCCUCCAAGUUACUACUCCACCACCCCGAUGCUGUCCUUGCGACAGCGGAUGCAGCGCAGGUUUCGCAUUCCUGGCUCACGCCAGCCUGCAAGGCCCUCCUAUGCCCAAGGUUAUAAUGGCAGACCCAAUGGAGAAGGGAAAGUACUUCCUGGUAGUAACGGGAAACCAAGUGGACAAAGGAUUAUCAAUGGCCCUCAAGGAACAAAGUGGGUUGUGGAUUUUGAUCGUGGGUUAGUAUUGAAUGCGGAAGGGAGGUACCUCCAGGAUUCACAUGGAAACCCUCUCCGAGUGAAGCUGGGAGGAGAUGGUCGUACCAUUGUGGAUCUGGGAGGAACACCUGUGAUCAGUCCCGAUGGUCUACCCCUCUUUGGACAGGGGCGACAUGGCAAACCCCUGGCCAGUGCCCCGGAUAAGCCCAUCUUGAGCCUUGGAGGAAAACCUCUGGUGGGUCUGGAGGUCAUCAAAACAACCACCCUUCCCCCCACCACAACCACAUUGCCCACCACAACUACAACCAUUGCACCUACCACUACCACGCCUCGGCCCACGAGGGCCACCCGUCGCACGACCUCCACCCGCAGCAUGACCACCACACACCGCAUGACCACCACCGCACGCCCAACAACCACAAUCCGAACUACCAUGCGGACAACUACCAUCACCACCACCACCCCUGAACCCACCACCCCCAUCCCCACCUGUCCCCCUGGGACCCUGGGACAUCUUGACGAUGAUGGCAACCUGAUAAUGAGCUCUAAUGGCAUCCCAGAGUGCUACCCUGAAGAAGAUGAGUUCUCAGGCCUGGAGAUGGACACAGCCACCCCCACGGAGGAGGACUAUGUCAUAUAUGAUGAAGACUAUGAAUCUGAGACCACAAGGCAACCAGCCACUACCAAGCUCACCGGCAGGCCCACCACCAAGCCCACCACCAAGCUCACCACCAAGCCCACCACCAAGCUCACCACCAGGCCCACCACCAAGCCCACCACUGCUGUUGCCAUGCCAAAGGUCAUCCCUGAGGAAGGCCCCAUCAAUUCUUUCCCUGAAGAAGAAUUUGAUAUGGCUGGGAAGAAACGAUUUGUUGCUCCUUAUGUAACAUACCUGAAUAAAGAUCCAUCAGCCCCAUGCUCUCUGACUGAUGCCCUGGAUCAUUUCCAAGUGGAGACCCUGGAUGAAAUUAUUCCAAAUGACUUGAGGAAGAAUGACCUGCCUCCUCAGAGUGCUCCAAGGAACAUCACUGUGGUUGCCAUGGAAGGCUGCCACUCAUUUGUUAUUGUGGACUGGGACAAAGCCACCCCUGGAGAUGUGGUAACAGGGUAUCUGGUCUACAGUGCAUCCUAUGAAGACUUCAUCAGGAAUAAGUGGUCCACUCAAGCUUCAUCAGUAACACAUCUGCCCAUUGAGAACCUGAAGCCAAAUACACGGUAUUACUUUAAAGUUCAAGCCAAAAAUCCUCAUGGUUAUGGACCAAUCAGCUCUUCAGUUUCAUUUGUUACAGAAUCAGACAAUCCUCUCCUUGUUGUGAGGCCUCCAGGUGGUGAGCCCAUCUGGAUCCCAUUUGCUUUCAAGCACGACCCAGGAUAUACAGACUGCCAUGGCCGGCAAUAUGUGAAGCGGACGUGGUAUAAAAAAUUCGUGGGAGUCAUUCUUUGUAACUCAUUGAGAUACAAAAUUUACCUCAGUGACAAUCUAAAAGACACAUUCUAUAGCAUUGGAGACAGCUGGGGAAGAGGUGAAGACCACUGCCAGUUUGUGGAUUCGCAUCUCGAUGGAAGAACAGGCCCUCAGUCCUACAUAGAAGGCCUUCCUAAGAUUCAAGGUUACUACCGACAGUAUCGCCAAGAGCCCGUCAGCUUUGGCCACAUCGGUUUUGGCACCCCCUACUACUAUGUGGGCUGGUAUGAAUGUGGGGUCUCCAUCCCAGGAAAGUGGUGACCUCAGGACCAACUAUUGCACAGCAAGUCUGCCUGCUCAGCCUCAUCUACCAACUCUCACUAGGGGCUGUGAACAGCAGAAAAAUGGUGUUCCAAGCCCCACUGCACCUGAGUGUCAGGAAGGCUACCUGAUAGACACUGAACACUGCGAUCAUCUUCAGUCUGGAAUCCAGCCCCAUUUUGGUCUGGAACAUAAACAGAAUGGGAUUCAGUUUUGCUGAAACUUCAAACUUUCACAUUCUUUGUAUUAGCACAUACCAAGGGCACCAGAAACCAGCAACGGAUCCAGUAUAUUUUCCAGACAUCUAAGGCACAAAAUUCAGACACUCCAGAAUCUCCAAGGAACAGCAUAGGCAUGGUGUGCUUGCUUCAUAGAAUGCUUUCUUUUUUUCUCAUUUCUGAUUCCUCCAAAACCUGCUGAAUUUUAGCUUCAGAUCUUUUUUUGUAUGCAGAACUGAAUUAAAAACACCACCCAAGGAAAUAUACCUUACUAGAGGUUUAUUCUAUGGACUCACGCAACGCUAGACUAAAUGCAUCAAAUCUUAUUUGUAAAUUCUCAAUUUUGAUAUAUAGAUAUAUGUAUAUAUGCAUAUGCAUAUCCACACUUGUCUGCAAGAACAUUGAUUAAAAGUGUUCAGUUUGUACUUGUUCACUAGAUAAUGUGUGCUGGACUUUUUGGACAAAGGUGCAAUUUGCCUGCUUCUUUUAGAUGUGUCCUGGGUAUAAGUCUCUGCAGAACAUAGUGCCAGCGUGAAGGUGUGAGCUCUUCUAGUGAGUGUUGCUAGACUCUGCUGAAGGUGGGGAGGCUGAGAUAUUGUCUGCAAAUAACUGCUCUUCAUUUCUGUAAAACAAAUGCUUUUCUCUUCGGACACCAUCUUUCCAUUCCUAUGGGAAAAUGUCUACAUUACCUCUCUUAAGACCUAUUGCUUA
This is a messenger RNA of Octodon degus (degu), 6923 nucleotides long. RefSeq names its product fibronectin type III domain containing 1 (gene Fndc1). Gene Ontology annotation, molecular function: protein binding. The transcript is spliced from 23 exons. Bases 166 to 5994 code for a protein of 1942 amino acids. The record is from RefSeq and is a predicted model, not a curated record. Lineage: Eukaryota; Metazoa; Chordata; Mammalia; Rodentia; Octodontidae.